This is a messenger RNA of Priapulus caudatus, 771 nucleotides long. RefSeq lists its product as uncharacterized. The coding region runs from base 360 to 770 and encodes 136 amino acids. The transcript is spliced from 3 exons. The record is from RefSeq and is a predicted model, not a curated record. NCBI's taxonomy places the organism in Eukaryota, Metazoa, Priapulida, Priapulimorpha, Priapulimorphida, Priapulidae.
UCCCCCCCUCCCACACACACAUACAUACAUACACUAGGUGUUUACACGCACUUGCAGGAGUAGCUCUCUCUACCAGUGUGACCACUUAAUUUCGCACUCGCUACAGUUCGUCUACAGUUUCGUCUACGUCUUAUGUAUUCUUGAUAUGUACAAUUCCUUUUUGGCACACCACUCGAAACGAAAAACGUUUAUAUAGUAUAUACACACUAAAAGUUUCAGGCGAUGAAUUAUACAUAUUUGCACAGCAGACUGUAUAUAUUGCUGUCAGUAUUUAUAUUUGGCAAUCACUUGCACUUUGUAGGUGUGUACGAAGACUUUAUGGGUGAAUAUUAAAUGUGGCAGGAACCUGGAGUACUACAAUGAUCAUGUACAGACGAGCCACUGCUGACGACCACAAGGCAGUCUACGGCAUCAAUGAACACAUCUACAACGACACUGACCCUCUCUCCGGUGAAAAGCUCUACCGACAUCACCUGACACGUCCCUACAACUACGCAUACAUAGCCGAGAUAGACGGGAGAGCUGUUGCUUUUGACAUGUACACGAUUCAUGAAGCCAGUAAAACCCUGAUCGCCCGCUUUGCUAGAGUCUGUCCUGACAACCAAAUUAAAAACCUUCAUCGUCGCUUGGCUCAGCAUGGUCAUAGAGAUGUCCUCUCCAAACGCAAAGACAUCAAGGAAACAAUCUACAUGAAGGGGAACGAUGGACCUACUGCAAAACUGUGGCCAAACCACGCACUCAUUGACAUAUUUGUAAGACCUACAAUCUAAA